Molecule: messenger RNA, 1373 nt
Organism: Asparagus officinalis (garden asparagus)
Lineage: Eukaryota; Viridiplantae; Streptophyta; Magnoliopsida; Asparagales; Asparagaceae
Exons: 3
Coding region: 628-1260 (210 amino acids)
Source: RefSeq, a predicted model, not a curated record
CAACUACUCGAGUUGAUUCAGCUGAAGCAGAUGCAUCAAAAGACGUAGGACCAACUAACGAAGUUGAUGCGUCUACCGUCAUCGGUGAAUGUGAUCAACCUGAAGGUCUGGGUUUCUUACUCUUGGCAAGUCCCCCAGCUGAAGUUGAACCACCAGUCACUGCUCCCCCGACUUCCGCUAUUGUCGAAGCUGAACCUGUUGUGCUUUCUGCUCCGACUCUAGUGGAUCAUGAAGUAGGAGGGUCAAAGGAUACAGCGGGAGAACAACCCCCUGCCGCUUCGACUCAGCUUGGUACGUUUUGUCUAAUCGUGCUUUGAAGUUGGAUUAAUACUUGCGGAGUGAUCAUUCAUCCUUUUCUCGUUGACAGAACUUGUUCCUCAAGAUUUUGUCGCUUUGGAUCCGAAGCCAUCAGGUGUUUCAGGUGAACAACCGUCUCCUAUAGUAACUCAACCGACGAUCGUUAUUCCUGAACAGAUCCCUGUUGUUAUAGAAUCUGCUCUGACCUCAACAAGCCAAGCUAUUUCUUCUUCAUUGUCCGAGCGGAUUCAAGUUUUAUUGGCAGAUGAAGAUCCGGACAAAGCUGCCCUCUGUGUUGACGUCCAAAGCUUCGUUCAUUUCUUAAACGCCAUGGUCGAUCGGAUUCUUCUUAAAGGUUCACCAUUUGAACUUUUCAGGAAGUCUCUCGAUCGCCAUGUAUCAGGAAUUAAAGAACAGGGGUGCACCGAAUUAUCUAACUCCAUAGAAGCUUAUUUGGUCGAUCUUAAACAACACAUUGAACAGUUACAGAACUUUCGAGUUGAUGGCGCACCUUCUUACAUCGCUUCCGAAAUGGACCUGAGGCUACAAGCAUGGCGUGAUUCUCAGAAAUCCGCUGAAUCCGAACUUCAAACACUGAAGACUCGCAUUGAUCAACUCCGGGUGAGUGCUGCCAAGAAAGCUCAAAUCAAGGUAGACCUGUAUCGUGAUUUGGAAUCACGUCGGACAGAGGUAGCCCAGUUAGAGAAACGACUUGCCGAAGCUAAGGAUGCUUGCGAAUUUUUGGAGUCUGAUCUAGCAGAAGUAACUCAAGCUGAGGUGGAUAUACUCCGGCAACUUAAUUUCCAGAACAAGACUUUUGAUGACAAAGAACAAGAGGUUGCCAGAAUUCAAAGUAUCGAUGAAAGAAAAUUUAAAGCCAAACUGAUACCUGAGCUCGAAUUGGCUUACGCGACAAAGCUUUCUAAAUUAGAAGAUGAAUUCCGUCAUUACAAAUUAUUGUAAUUUUGAAAACAUGCAUCUUUUCUUUUGUGCUGCUUUGCUUGAACUCUUUUGGUUAAUACAAUGAACUUUUCUUUUUUAUUGAGAUUUUAUUAUGAUUACUCAUUCUUGUUUAG